CCAACAUGGCGGCUUCCUGUCAGAAACACGCUGGACACGAUGAGUGAGCCGGACGGAGAGCGGAGGUCGGUCCGGUACUUCUGCACCGCCGGCAGCGGGAUGGAGAGGUUCCUCACCGGAGAGCUGACGGAGAAGCUGCAGGCGGAGCAGGUGUGUCAGAUGCCAGGUAAAGUGUUGUUCAGCUCCUCCGCCGGGAUCAACAGAGUCAGUGAGCUGAAGGCUGCAGAGAGACUCUUCCUCUUCCUGAAACGAGACUCACCUGUCCGUCUGUCUCCCCACAUUAAUCCAGCAAAAGCAGCCUCUGUGCUUCAGUCCAGAGUGUUGGGAGACAUCGAUCAGUGGACCGGUGCUGCAAUGACGUGGAGCCGCCUGCAGGGGGAGCUGGCAGGCAGAAGGACGGCUGUCAAAACUUCAAGCACUGCCCCAGGGGUGACACAAGAGAGGGAGGAGGGGAGGCAGAGAGAGACAGGACAGAGAGGAACCUGUGGAGUUGAAGCCCGGAUGCUGGAGACAAAAAGAAAGAGGGAUGAAGAAGAAAAGGAGUCUAGUGGGGACACGAAUGCAGAGAAACGGAAGAAAUCUGAGAGCAAGAGACACUACGAAGAGGAAGAUGGAACAAAAGGAAUAUCGGAGACAGAUUCGGACGACAGAGGAUCAGUUUGUGUUCAAGCAACAGCAGGACGAGACCACGAUGUGGAGAGAAGCUGCAGGAAGACCGAUGACACGGAAGAGGACUUUGCUGUGGAAAAUGUGGAACAUGAGCCGUCUGCUCAUACCUCGCUCUCCUUUAGGAUCAGCUGCAAGUGUACUGGAUCUCUGUCCCGAUACUUCAGCACACAGGAUGUGAGCAGAGUGAUCGGAGGAGGUCUGAGCAGACUGCUGGGCUGGAAGGCCGACCUGAAGAACCCACAGCUGGAGGUAAAUGUUUCUCUGAGUGAUGACUACUUCCUGCUCGGGUUUCCACUCACCAGGUGUCCUCUGGCUAACCGGAGCUACAUGAAGACCACGGGACUGAGGUCCACUGUCGCCUGGGCGAUGGCCUCCCUGGCUCAGAUACAGCCGGGCUCCUGUGUGGUCGACCCGAUGUGUGGAGUGGGAACCAUCUUAAUAGAAGCAGCUCAGGAGCACAAGGAUGUCCGUUUCCUGGGUUUGGACAUUGAUGACGGACAGCUGCAGAGAGCCAAUGAGAACGUAGAGUUUGCAGAGCUGGGAAACAGGAUCCAGCUGCUGAAAGCUUCAUCGAUGAUGCUGCCUCUGCCCACUGCCAGUGUUGACGCUGUCGUCUGCGACCUGCCGUUUGGGAGGAAGUUUGGCACCAAAACAAACAUGGCUGCCAACCUGCCACUCAUCCUCACGGAGAUGGAGAGAGUCCUCUGUAUCGGGGGCAGCUUGGUUCUCCUUCUGAGUCCUCAGUUAUCAUGUCUCCUGAAAAAACUCCUCACACAGAAAGACGCUGGACCGACAUCCAACCAGGAGACAGAGCCUCGAUCUGGGAUACAAGACUGCCCGUCUCCGUCUCCGUCUUCCACAAAGCAGCAGACUUUCCAAAUCCACCAGGAGGUCAAAUCCCCACCUACCCAGGAGACAGGCCCUCAGUCUGGGCUACAAAGCAGUCCACCUCCCCCUCUGUGCUCCCUGAAGCACCUGGAGACUGUUAGAGUCAGCUUAGGUGCAAUAGAUGGACUUAUCCAUAAAUAUGUGAAGACGGACACUUGAUCGGUGUUGUUUGAAGUUACAUUUCUAAGUAAUCAGAUACUUCUCUUUGUUAUUUUAUCAUGAAAUAUAAGCAGGUUUGUUGAGAUGCCAUAAUUAAAGUGGAAGCAACCGGAUCUCUUUCUGUUUUCUCAGAGUGUAACAACUAACCAACAAUGCAGGAAACACUGCAUUUUGUCUUCUACAGUUACUUCUGUGGUUCCACAGUGUGUUUUCCUCUUCUGGGGAAAUGACAUGCAAAGAGCUGACAUUGAUA
Messenger RNA from Anoplopoma fimbria (sablefish), 1969 nucleotides. RefSeq names its product THUMP domain containing 2 (gene thumpd2). The transcript has 11 exons. Gene Ontology annotation, molecular function: tRNA (guanine) methyltransferase activity; RNA binding. Gene Ontology annotation, biological process: tRNA methylation. The record is from RefSeq and is a predicted model, not a curated record. Lineage: Eukaryota; Metazoa; Chordata; Actinopteri; Perciformes; Anoplopomatidae. The coding region runs from base 40 to 1716 and encodes 558 amino acids.